GGGGGCGGCCCCAGCGGCGGCGGGCGGAGCUCCAGCACCGCGGCCCGGGCCCUGCGCCGGUCCCGACCCGCCCCGGCCCGAGCCGGGACCCCGAAGGGCCCGCAGCCCGACUCCCCCACCCCGGGUCCCGCACCUCCGUCCGUCCCCGGAGCCUCCUCCGGUACCCCAGGGCCCUCGCUGCUCCCCGGGCCCCGCUCCGGGAACUCGGGCCCUGCACCGGAUUCAGUCCCCCGGGCGCGCACCGGGAGCCGCACCGGGAGCCGCACCGGCCCCGCUCCCCGUGGCCCCGCCCGGCCCAGUGCCGGUGCCGCUGCGGCCAUGCCCGGCGGCGGGACAAGGGGCCGGGGCCGGGGCGGGGUGCGGGGCCAGGUGACAGCCCGGCACCGGGAACACCGGCCCCUGGGACCGACCCAGAGGCGUCCCGGCGGGCCAUGGCGGCGCAGGGCGAGUACCAGCGGCUGGAGGAUGGCGAGGAGGAGUCCCCCCCCGGCGAGGAGGAGCUGCUGCUGCACGUCACCGAGGGGCUGCAAGACUCCUGGCACCACAUCAAGAACCUGGAUAAUUUCUUCACCAAGAUCUACCACUUCCACCAGAAGAACGGCUUUGCCUGCAUGAUGCUGUCCGACGUCUUCGAGCUGGUGCAGUUCCUGUUCGUCGUCACCUUCACCACGUUCCUGCUGUGCUGCGUGGACUACGACGUCCUCUUCGCCAACCGGCCGCUCAACCACAGCCAGGCCGGCGCGGCGGCCGCCGACCGCGGCAAGGUGACGCUGCCCGACGCCGUCCUGCCCGCCGCACAGUGCGCCCAGAGGAUCCGCGCCAGCGGCUGGAUCAUCUUCCUGCUGGUGAUGGCGGCCGCGUUCUGGCUGUACCGGCUGGUGAAGGUGCUGUGCAGCCUGCUGGGCUUCUGGGAGAUCCGCUCCUUCUACAUCCGAGCCCUCGACAUCCCCGCGGAGGAGCUGUGCAACUACAGCUGGCAGGAGGUGCAGGCGCGGCUGAUCGCGCUGCAGCGCCGGCAGCAGAUGUGCGUGCACAAGCGGGAGCUGACGGAGCUGGACAUCUACCACCGCAUCCUGCGCUUCAAGAACUACACGGUGGCCAUGGUCAACAAGUCGCUGCUGCCCGUGCGCUUCCACCUGCCGCUGCUGGGCCCCGUCGUCUUCCUCACCCAGGGCCUCAAGUACAACCUGGAGCUGCUGCUGUUCUGGGGCCCCGGCUCCCUGUUCCAGAACAAGUGGAGCCUGCGGCCGCAGUGCAAGCGCGCGGGGCGCCGGCGGGAGCUGGCGCGGCGCCUGGCACGCACUAUGGUGCUGCUGGGGGUGGCCAACCUGCUGCUGUGCCCCUGCGUGCUGGUCUGGCAGCUGCUCUACGCCUUCUUCAGCUACGCCGAGGUGAUCAAGCGGGAGCCGGGCAGCCUGGGCGCCCGCCGCUGGUCCCUCUACGGCCGCCACUACCUGCGCCACUUCAACGAGCUCAACCACGAGCUGCAGGCGCGGCUGAGCCGCGGCUACAAGCCAGCCACCAAGUACAUGAACUCCUUCACCAGCCCGCUGCUCACCGUGCUGGCCAAGAACGUCGGCUUCUUCGCCGGCUCCAUCCUGGCCGUGCUCAUCGUGCUGACCGUCUACGAUGAGGACGUGCUGACAGUGCAGCACAUCCUCACGGCCAUCACGCUGCUGGGGCUCCUGGUCACGCUGGCCAGGUCGUUCAUCCCCGACGAGCACACGGUGUGGUGCCCGGAGCAGCUGCUGCAGCGCGUCCUGGCCCACGUGCACUACAUGCCCGACCACUGGCCCGGCAACGCCAGCCGCGCCGAGACGCGCAGCGAGAUGGCCCAGCUCUUCCAGUACAAGGCGGUCUUCAUCCUGGAGGAGCUGCUGAGCCCCAUCCUCACCCCCCUCAUCCUCAUCUUCGCGCUCCCUGCCCGCGCCCUGGACAUCGUCGACUUCUUCCGCAACUUCACCGUGGAGGUGGUGGGGGUGGGCGACAUCUGCUCCUUCGCCCAGCUUGACGUCCGCAACCACGGCAACCCCCAGUGGCUGUCGGCCGGGCAGACCGAGGCGUCGCUGUACCAGCAAGCGGAGAACGGGAAGACGGAGCUGUCGCUGAUGCGGUUCGCGCUGGCGCACCCGCGCUGGCAGCCGCCGCGGCCCAGCGAGCUGUUCCUGAGCCGCCUGCAGCAGCGCGUGCAGCGCGACGCGGCCGCCGCGGGGCCCGUGCCCGCCGUGCUGCCCGACGGGCCGCUGGGCGCCUCGCUGCUCUCCGACGACUCGGCGCCCGACGCGCUCCUGGCCAGCGUCCUGGCGCGGCCCGUGCUGUCGGCCAGCGGGCUGGUGGGCCGGGACCGGCGCGUGGCCCAGCCCUGCAGCACCGCCAGCGCCGCCGCCAGCGUCCUGGCGUCCCUGGCGUCCCCCCUGCCCGGCCGCAGCCGCGGGCCCCCCGGCGACAGCCCCAGCGAGCGCCCGCGUCCCGAGGAGAGCGUGUCCCUGAGUGAGUCGCGGCUGCGCAGCCUGAGCCGCUCGGCGCUGCUGGGUGAGGUGGCGUCGGCGGAGAUGAGCCUGCACGCCAUCUACCUGCACGAGCUCCACCAGCAGCAGCAGCAGAGCCCGGGACCCCAGGCCGUGGGGACGUGGGGGGCCGCAGGGACAUCCAAGCCGCCAUCUGAGACCACAGGCUCGGCUGCCAGGGCCUCGCAGGCUCAGCACCGGGAGAUGCCGCUGGGCGGCUGGGCUGAGGAAGAGGAGGAAGAUGAGGAGGAGGAGGAGGAGGAGGAAGCACAGACGACAACGUAGCUGGCCUGGCCAUGAGGGUCCUGGAUGUGCCGAGAGCUGCCGGUGCUGCCGGACACGGUGCCAGCAGAGCUGCUGGAGCGCUGGCCAGGACCGGGCGCGGGGCCCUGGCCGCUGCCCCGCCGUGCUGCCCGGGGCCGGGGGGGUCCAGCUGGCGCUGCCCGGGCAUGUGGCCUUACCCGUGUCCCCGCCGCGGUGGGGACAGCCGGCCCACCAGGUGCUAUGUGUAUGGGGAGGGUGCCCCAGCCCAGGCUGGUGCCAUCGCUGCCCCCGUGGUGCCGUGUCCCGGGCACCGGCUGCACCGCGCUGCUGCGGGAAAUAAAGGUUUACAGAGAG
Molecule: messenger RNA, 3125 nt
Organism: Columba livia (rock pigeon)
Lineage: Eukaryota; Metazoa; Chordata; Aves; Columbiformes; Columbidae
Gene: ATG9B
Product: autophagy related 9B
Biological process (GO): autophagy of mitochondrion; protein localization to phagophore assembly site; nucleophagy
Cellular component (GO): phagophore assembly site; autophagosome
Source: RefSeq, a predicted model, not a curated record